ACUGUUUGUACUAUAAUGUAGUACGGCUGCCAGUCCUAGACACAUCUCCCGCUCACUCUCUUUACCUUCCCGGCGGCUCUAGUUAAUGGAUUGUAUAUUUUCCCUUCAAGUACAACAUCAGCUGACGGUGCUCCCGACACGUAUCUGUCAGAGUCGCAGCAUAGAGUUACAGAUGAAGUCAACAGACGUGGACCAAGGGCUAUUCACAGACAGCUACUGCCGAGUGUGCAGUGCCCAGCUGAUCUCCGAGUCCCAGAGAGUUGCUCAUUAUGAGAGUCGAAAACAUGCCAAUAAAGUGCGACUUUAUUACAUGUUACAUCCUGUGGAUGGAGGCUGCCCUGCCAAGAAGCUCAGAACAGACAAUGGCAGCGACGAAGGUGACGUGGACAAGAAUAAAUGUUGCACACUGUGUAACAUGUCCUUCACAUCAGCUGUGGUUGCACAGUCACACUACCAGGGAAAAAUCCAUGCCAAGAGGCUAAAACUGCUACUUGGGGAUCAGACCGCCAUCACAACCAAAGAGACAUCUCCCAGUCCUGUAAAAGGCUCUCCAGACACGUCCCCCAUGACCUCCCCCCGACACCGACGCGACUCGGAUCGCUACUGCCAACUAUGCAAUGCUUGGUUCAACAACCCGGGCAUGGCUCAACAGCAUUAUGAUGGUAAAAAGCACAAGAAAAAUGCUGCCCGAGCAGAUCUGCUGGAGCAGCUGGGCAAGACUGUGGACAUGGGGGAUAUGAAAGGUCUGAAACGGAGCUAUACCUGUGAAGUGUGCAGCAUGACGUUGAAUUCGGUGGCGCAGUACCACGCGCAUCUGCAAGGCUCAAAGCACCAAAACAACCUGAAGAAUCAAAUAAGUGUCCAGUGAAUGUGAGACAAAACAACUACGCUGAACUGAUGUCAGACAAGCUGUGGUCAGCUUGCCCUAGUUUUUUUUUUUUUUCUUCACCUGCUCUGCGAACUGUCUUCAUUGCCUCGUAUGUCUUUCACCAUGAGUUUGGCUGGCCUGGAAAAUGAAGGACUUGCUUUUCUUUUCUACUGCAGCACUGCAUCAGCUUUCUCAUCUGAGAGCGAUGGGGCGGGUGGGUGAUCACGGGUAGUUGGGAGGUCCACAUACGACAAAACAGUGACAAGAUUUUCUUUGCAUGGCUGGCCAUCCAAGCUGUUUAAACUGUUCAUUUUCUGCCGCUAGUCAAACAGAAUUAAUAUCUGUUGCUUAGUGGCAGCGUUUCUGCAUUCAAUGGAUUAUAGGUUCUUGUUUGCAUUACAAAGGUAUGCUGUGAUACCUUUAACUUCUUGAAAAUAAAUAUGACAUGUUUUAGUGAUGAAAUAGACGUAUAUUAUUUAUGUAUUUAUCCUUUUCUUAUUCGGAUUUUGGAUAUUUGGUUGAAUCUUUUUGCAUUAAAUGGCAAUAUGUUUGGACGGAUUGUGUAAAUUGUCGUUGCAGACUCUAACAUUUGUGCAAUGUAAGAAAACGUGAAAUUGUCUAGAGGUGAGUCAAAUAAAUGAAACUGCUGCAUCUACUUUGUACAUUGAACCUAAACUUCUAAGGUCAAAGAAACGACCGACAUCACGCAA
Hippocampus comes (tiger tail seahorse) is the source of this 1578-nucleotide messenger RNA. RefSeq names its product zinc finger, matrin-type 4a (gene zmat4a). Gene Ontology annotation, molecular function: zinc ion binding; nucleic acid binding. The record is from RefSeq and is a predicted model, not a curated record. The transcript is spliced from 7 exons. Gene Ontology annotation, cellular component: nucleus. NCBI's taxonomy places the organism in Eukaryota, Metazoa, Chordata, Actinopteri, Syngnathiformes, Syngnathidae. Bases 86 to 868 code for a protein of 260 amino acids.